Camellia sinensis is the source of this 1055-nucleotide messenger RNA. Its product is annotated as F-box protein At5g67140. Gene Ontology annotation, molecular function: protein binding. The record is from RefSeq and is a predicted model, not a curated record. Gene Ontology annotation, biological process: SCF-dependent proteasomal ubiquitin-dependent protein catabolic process. Gene Ontology annotation, cellular component: SCF ubiquitin ligase complex. NCBI's taxonomy places the organism in Eukaryota, Viridiplantae, Streptophyta, Magnoliopsida, Ericales, Theaceae.
AUUAACAGGGAAAAUAUUAGGCAGAUGACCCACGAUGUAUAUAUAUUAACUACAGAUGCAAUAAAUCCGUAAAUAUUACAAACCCAGCCUGUCUGUCUCCCUGUUUCUUCCAUUUUAGACCUUCCAUUUUCGAUCUCUCCUUUCUCUGUAAUUAUUUAUUUGGUUCUGACUCUCUGUCGAAAGCUCCAUUGAAGGCAUGGGAGGGUUCGAAGAGGCCGAGAUUGACCGACUUCCGAUUGAUCUUCUUUCUCAUAUAUUCGUUCUAGUGACUUCCUUUAAGGAUUUAGCAAAGGCCAGCGUGGUAUGCAAGGAAUGGAAACAAGCUGUGGAGCAAUCUAUGGCUUCGAGAGAGAGACUGAGCUUUACUGGUUGGAAAAUGGACGAUCAACCCACCGCUCGCCUCGUUCUCCAUGCUUACAAUCUCAAGGAGCUCGACAUUUCAAGGAGCCGUUGGGGUUGCCAAAUAACAGAUGUUGGACUAUACCAAAUAUCUUCAGCAAAAUGCGUCGGCAACCUGACUUCAAUAUCCGUAUGGGGUAUGCCAGGGAUCACCGAUAAAGGCAUUGUUCCUCUGAUUUCAAGAACAACUUCCUUGCAACACCUGAAUAUUGGCGGUACAUUCGUAACAGAUGAAUCUCUGUUUGCCAUCGCAGAGAGCUGUCCACAUUUGAAGACUAUCGUCCUGUGGAGCUGCCGGCAUGUAACUGAAACUGGACUUUCCGUUCUUGUGAAUAAAUGUCGCAAACUUGAAUCGAUCAAUGUGUGGGGUACAAGGGUUCCUGCAGGAUGCUUCAUUAGGUUGCUUACCAUCAGCCCAGCGCUUAAGAUUAAACCCCAAGGACAACUGCUAGAUGUUGGAAGGGUUUCCAUGUGGCCCAUUGUUUAAAUUGUUAUGCCAUUUAUGUACAGAUUGAAAGUGAAAUGAUCGAAGUAAUACAAAAGUACCAAGUGUAUGUAACCCUAGAAAAAACGACAAUGCAAGGAAAAAUUGGAGGCAAACUUUCCAAAGCCUUGUUACUCGAAUCAAUGGACCAUCCUAAAACAUUUUCUUUGGA